CUCGGACGAGAUACGAAGCCUUUCGUAUCAUUUCGCUCUCAGCCUCGGACCAGGACCUGCCCACCUACUACCUACCUACUCACCUACGACCUACCUGCCUUACCUACCUUAGCUUGCAUUUCUGUGACUGCUAAAGAAGAUGGCCGGUCCCUCGGAGCAAGAGAUCCAACGCCUAAUAUGCGCCGUCCAGAUCCCUUCCAUCCAGAAAGCCACCCUGCAGUCUAUCUGCUCCGUGAAUGGUUUGCCCAAGACCGGAAACAAGAUCGACCUCCAGAAUCGCAUCAUCAACUGGAUAAACACCUGCGCCGGAGACGUUCACCGGUUCCGUGAGGUCAGCCAAAGUCUCGCCAGCCAGUCGCGCCUCUUAGUACCCCAAUUGACGCCCUCAAUGCCGCCCCCGAUGCCGGCCCCGAUGUCGCCCCCGAUGCCGGCCCCGAUGUCGCCCCGGAUGCCACCCCAAGAGACGCCGUUCUUUCCGACACCCUCCACCCUCCCAGCUUCUCCUCACUACCCUCUCUGGCCGUACAAGACAGCCCUCCCAGGUUCUCCUCACUACCCUCUCUCGGCGUACAACACGGCCCUGGGGAAUGGCCUUCGGCCUUCCCCUCCGCAGCCGCCUUCUCAGGCUCCCGCCCCCGGUUCGCCGAACCAAUUUUCAACUUUGCAAUUCAUGCCAAGUCCAUUCUACGAUGUGUUAUCUAGAAUCGGGGACAUCAAGACGUGUGAGGUGAUCACUCAGUAUCGGAAUAAGGCGACCAUGAAGAUGAAGCCGCAGGAUCACCUCUAUGCGGUUCAGCAGCUCACCGCAAACCCCACGAUGCGGGCUAUGUUAUUCUGCAGUGCCGGCAACAGAGGCAUUCAAGACAUCACUUUCCCUGACCAGGCGGAACUCAAAGUCAAUGGAGGCCGUAUCAAGGCAAAUCUACGAGGCGUAAAGAACAAGCCCGGAUCCACGAGACCGGUUGAUAUCACGGACUCGCUGCGCCUAAAACCCGCUUUGUAUAUUAAUAACAUCGAGUUCACGUACGCCAUGAGGAACGAGAAAUUUUUCCUUAGCCUCUUUCUCUGCAUGGCGAAACCUGUUGAGCACAUCAUUCGCAACAUCACGCUAAAGAUUCAAAAAGAAUCAGUCGUCACGGAGAUUGCCAAGAAGGCGAGCGAUCCGGAUGUUGUGGCUACGGCGCAAAACCUGAGUCUCAAGUGUCCCCUCUCGUACAUGAGACUCAAUCUUCCAUGCCGCGCUCUUAGCUGCAGUCACAUCCAGUGCUUUGAUGCGACAUCAUACCUGCAGUUACAAGAGCAGGGGCCGCAGUGGAUUUGUCCCAUCUGCAACAAUCCGGCCCCGUUUGACCAGCUGGCAGUUGACGAAUAUAUACGUGAGAUCCUAGCCAAGACUCCUAAGACAGUGGAGCAAGUCACCAUCGAACUAGACGGGAAAUGGUCAGUUCCGAGUGCAAAGAAUGAGACAGCGUCGGCAGCGAAUGAGGCGAGCAUCCUUGACAGCGACGAUUUGACCGUGUUAGAGAUAUCUGGGGUGUCAAAUCGCACGAGCACAGCAACGCCAAACCGAGGUGCAGCCCCCGCCUCGGCUCAUACAACCGGUGUUUCCAGUACGCCGUCAAUGUCCAAAUCGAGAACUAAGCGCCCAGCUCCCGGGAUGAUUGAUUUAACCCAAUCUGAUGACGAUGAGCCGCCAGCGCUCCCAGAGAAGCGUCCCAACUAUGGACACAGUGUCUUUGCACCCGGUGUCUUUGGGAACCGGUGCUAG
Messenger RNA from Lasiosphaeria miniovina, 1768 nucleotides. Its product is annotated as PINIT domain-containing protein. Gene Ontology annotation, molecular function: SUMO ligase activity; zinc ion binding. The transcript has 7 exons. Gene Ontology annotation, biological process: protein sumoylation. The record is from RefSeq and is a predicted model, not a curated record. Gene Ontology annotation, cellular component: chromatin. Lineage: Eukaryota; Fungi; Ascomycota; Sordariomycetes; Sordariales; Lasiosphaeriaceae. The coding region runs from base 140 to 1768 and encodes 542 amino acids.